Molecule: messenger RNA, 2004 nt
Organism: Thalassophryne amazonica
Lineage: Eukaryota; Metazoa; Chordata; Actinopteri; Batrachoidiformes; Batrachoididae
Gene: slc27a6
Product: solute carrier family 27 member 6
Exons: 10
Coding region: 31-1896 (621 amino acids)
Molecular function (GO): long-chain fatty acid-CoA ligase activity; long-chain fatty acid transmembrane transporter activity
Source: RefSeq, a predicted model, not a curated record
GCGCGCCGUGCGUCUGGUUGAAGCGCGCUCAUGGCUUUGUGCUGGCUCUCCGCUCUGGCCGCGGGGCUUUUCUGCGCACAUGUCCUGCAGAAACUUUGCUUUCCCUUCUUCUGGGCGGACGUGCGCUUCUUGCUGACGGUGAUCUGGUACGGACUGAUGCUGGAGCGCUUCAGGCUGACGCGCAGCGUGCGCACGGUCCUGGACCGCUUCAUCCAGCAGGCACAGCGCAUCCCCGACAAGCCGUUCGUGAUCUACGACGGAUCCGCGUACACGUACCGAGACAUCGAGCGACGCAGCAACAGGAUCGCCAACGUCUUCCUCCACACGGUGAAGCUGGCGAGAGGAGACUGCGCUGCCUUGCUCAUGGGCAACGAGCCGGACUUCCUGUGCGUUUGGUUCGCGCUGGCAAAGAUCGGCUGCUCGGCGGCUUUCCUCAACACAAACAUCAAGUCCAAGUCCCUGUUCCACUGCAUCAAGUGCUGCGGGGCCAAAAGUCUCAUCGUGGGCGCAGAUUUAGAAGAAUGUCUCAACGGGAUUCUUUCCAACCUUCUGGAAGAAAAUAUUCAGAUCUGGAUCAUGAAGAACCAGACUGAGCACCAAGACGUGCACACCUUGUUGGAUAAGAUAGAUGCUGCUUCAGAUCAGCCGGUACCGGCUUCCUUACGAGCUGCCACCUCCUUAAAAAUGCCCAUCCUUUACAUUUUCACCUCCGGAACAACAGGGCUCCCAAAGGCUGCAGUCAUUACCCACCUGCAGAGCUUGAAGGCAGCAGGUGGGUUUGUGGCACUUGGCGGUACUGCGGAUGAUGUGAUCUACGUUCCUCUGCCACUUUACCACACUGCAGCGUCCUUGGUCGGCAUUGGAGGAACCAUCGAACUAGGUGCAACCGUCAUCCUGAAAAAGAAGUUUUCAACCUCACAGUUCUGGAAUGACUGUCGGAAAUACAAUGUGACCAUUUUCCAAUAUAUUGGUGAAUUAUGCAGAUACCUCUGCAACCAGCCAAAGGCAGAGAACGAUAAGGUGCACAAAGUGAGGAUGGGUGUUGGGAACGGGCUGCGACCAGAUGUCUGGCGGGAGUUUCACAGUCGCUUUGGCAGCAUUCGUAUGGUUGAAAUCUACGGCUCCACUGAGGGAAACCUGUGUUUCCUUAACCACAUCGGGGUGAUUGGCGCCGUAGGCCGCUCAAACUUCUUCUACAAGCUGAUCUUCAAGUAUGAUCUGGUUAAGUAUGACCUGGUGAAUGAUGAACCAGUGAAAGAUCAGUAUGGGUUCUGCCAGCGAGUGGAAAAGGGUGAGACGGGGCUUUUGCUCGCGAAAAUCAACAUCACCUGUCCGUUCUUCGGCUAUGCAGGAAGCAAACAGUUGACUGAGAAGAAGUUAAUGAAAAACGUGUUCGUGAAAGGUGACUCGUACUUCAACACGGGCGACCUCAUGGCUGAAACGCACGAAGGCUUCAUCUGUUUCAGGGACAGAGUGGGAGACACCUUCAGGUGGAAGGGUGAAAACGUGGCAACCACAGAGGUGGCAGAAAUUUUUGGACUGGUGGACUUUAUCCAAGAAGUCAAUGUGUACGGAGUCAAAGUACCAGGUCAUGAGGGCAGAGCAGGAAUGGCCGCCAUGAUCGUGAAACCGGGCUCCUCAUUUGAUGGGGAAAAGCUGUUUGAGCACGUGGUGAGGGAUCUGCCAGCGUACGCUCGUCCUCUCUUCAUCAGGCUUCAGGAGGUGAUGGAAAUAACCAGCACCUUCAAGCAGCAGAAGUUCCAGCUCGUCCUGAGCGGCUUCAAUCCAUCAACCAUCUGUGAUCCCGUCUACGUGCUGGACUACCAGCAGAGGAGCUACAUUCCUCUAACAGACGCCAUCUACCGGAACAUCGUGUGCGGAGAACGCAAGCUGUAGACGCCAGCGGGUCUCAGACACAUGAGGACGUCUACGGUGUUUGUUAGAUAGUGAGAGGGUCACCAUCAGCUUCACUGUGUGUUUUUAAACACUCAAAAGCUGAAAGAA